Messenger RNA from Adineta ricciae, 966 nucleotides. Lineage: Eukaryota; Metazoa; Rotifera; Eurotatoria; Adinetida; Adinetidae. The record is from the annotation of a GenBank genome assembly.
AUGUUUGCUGUAAUAUUGAUAUCACUAUCGUGUUACUAUAUUUACACAAAAGGUGUUUGUCAAUAUGAUCAUGCCCUACCGAUGCUGGAUACGUUUUGUCCCGUUUUACCCAUUCCAUCGGUCAGUAAAUUAGCUGAGAGAAGUGUCAUAUUGGCUGAUAGUUUGAUAACUGCCGAUGUGAAGGCACCAUCGCGCUUCGUUCAAGCUAAAAUUUCGUUGAUUGAACUACGCAUGCGCAUUUUAUACAGUGAUAUUGAUGAGAAAGUCAAAAAUGAACUGGGAGAUCAAAUGCAUCAGUUAAAAGAUCUCAUACAAGAUGGCGCAGAUAAAUCAACUAGUUUAUUGGUUUCAUUUACGUCUACAUUGGAUAAAUUGCGAAUGUAUACGAAAUUUGCGUUAGAAGAGUUUUCUCAAGCUACCAGCCAACAAAAAUCAGAUCAAUCAAAAAGCAGUAUGGCACGUAAGCUAAUUAAAUCGUAUGAGCAAUAUUUAUCUUCAGUAUCUUCACAAAUUACUCGUAUAUUACACGAUGCUCAACGAACGUCUGCAAUAUUGGAAGGUAUUAAGGCUAAACUAGAAACUAUUCAAGAGUUAAAUUUACAUGGAGAAUAUAUUUCUUUGACAAAAAUCGAUGAAUUAAAAAAUGAUUGGUUUUGGAAUCACAUAUUUGGUAGCAAUAAGCGUGAUAUUACAAAACACGAGCGUAAUUUACGAAUUCUUGCUGAAUUUAUGAAGUUUGUGAACACAGCAUUGGAAAAUGCAAAUGUUAUAAUCACCAAGUUAAAAAAGUUCAAAAACGAUGCGGAAAAUCUAGAACAAGCAGAACUGCUUUUAGAAGAAGCAUCAGACAUACCUAUACAUCGACAUGCACAUCUACUUGAUACAGCUCUUGAGAGACUAAGUGCUGCAAGUACCGCUUUUGAAGCGAAAAUGCACCGAGAAAUCCAAUCUGAUGAGACUUCAUAA